CUAUCAAUCUUUCUCUGAAAGACAUGUCUCGGGUGUCUGUUCGUAUCCGUGAUGAAUGGCUGGCGAUCCCGUGUCCGGAUCGGUCUCAGUGUAUAAGCUGGUUGGGUGUGGAGGCUCUGCGGCGCUACGCUAAGGCUCACCCCAGUGACACUGUAAAUGGCCAGGAAAGCUUUGUGCUCAGGAGGUGUCUGGACAAAGCUUUACUAGAUUUGGAUGACUCCAUCAACCGCGUUCUUGACAACAACGACUUUAUUGAGCUGAGUAUUAAUGAAGACACUUGGGAAGAAUCUAAUGUGUUACUGUCUGGCAAUAUUAGAAAAAUCCAGUUAAAACAGCAAGAGAAGUAUAUCUCUAUAGAUGGGAAAAGCCUCACAACUGCAGACCUGGUCAGUUUAGGAAAAGGCAUCUAUAAGAUUAAGCUCAGUGCUGAGGCAGAGAAACACGUCAUUGGAGGCAGAUAUCUCAUCGAGAAGAUCAUAUCUGAAAAUAAAGUUGUUUAUGGCGUUAACACAGGAUUUGGGAAAUUUGCACGGACAGUCGUGGGGAAAGAUCAACUCAAGGAGCUGCAAGAAAAUCUGAUCCGCUCACACAGUGCUGGGGUCGGAGCCCCACUGAGUCCAGAGAGGACCCGGAUGUUUCUUGCUCUCAGGAUUAAUGUCUUAGCUAAAGGUCAUAGCGGUGUUUCCUUGGAGACUCUUCAGAAAAUGGUGGCAGCCUUUAAUGCCUCCUGUCUCUCCUGGGUUCCUGAGCAAGGGACAGUAGGGGCGAGUGGAGACCUGGUCCCUCUAGCUCACCUGGCUCUGGGGCUGAUGGGAGAAGGACGCAUGUGGUCACCACAGACCGGCUGGACUGACGCCACAGCUGUUCUAGAAGCACACGGUCUGACCCCAAUAUCACUGAAACCCAAAGAGGGACUUUCUCUGAUUAAUGGGACUCAGAUGAUAUCAUCACUGGGUGCUGAGGCAGUAGAGAGAGCAGAAGCGAUCACCCGGCAGGCUGAUGUCAUCUCUGCUCUCACUCUAGAGACACUGAAGGGAACCAACAAAGCUUUCGACAUUGAUGUCCAUGCAGUGCGGCCUCACCCGGGUCAGAUUUUAGUUGCCGGGAGAUUUCGCUCCCUGCUUCAUUCUGACUUCUUUCCCUCAGAAAUCACAGAUGAGAAUUCCUACAAUAGUGUUCAGGAUGCCUACACACUGCGAUGCUGCCCUCAGGUGCAUGGAGUAGCCAAUGACACAGUUGCAUUUGUGAAGAACAUUCUCAAUACUGAAUUAAACAGUGCCACCGAUAAUCCUUUGGUAUUUUCAGAACGAGGAAUCACUAUUUCAGGAGGAAACUUCCACGGUGAAUAUCCUGCUAAGGCUCUGGACUUCCUGGCUAUAGGAGUGCAUGAGCUGGCGAGUAUUAGUGAGCGGCGUAUUGAGAGGCUGUGUAAUCCUUUACUCAGUAACCUCCCUGCCUUCCUGGUGAAAGAAGGAGGAUUAAAUUCAGGCUUUAUGGUGGUCCAUUGCACUGCUGCUGCCCUUGUGUCGGAGAAUAAGGUGCUGUGCCACCCGGCCUCUGUGGACUCUCUGUCCACCAGUGCAGCUACAGAAGACCAUGUGUCUAUGGGGGGCUGGGCAGCCAGAAAGGCCCUGAAGGUGGUCGAGCAUGUGGAGCAGGUCCUUGCCAUAGAGUUACUCGCUGCCUGCCAGGCUCUGGAGUUCCACCGGCCCUUAAAGACCACAGCACCUCUGGAGAAGGUCUAUGAGCUCCUGCGCUCUAUAGUCAGGCCUUGGGACAAAGACCGUGCCAUGAGCUGUGAUAUUGAAGCAGCUCACCAACUCCUUCUAGAGGAAAAGGUGUGGAAGGCAGUCCUACCAUACAUGGUCCAGUACAAGGAGAGGGACCACCAGCAUCUCUCUUCUGUUAGCUGAAUUGGACGCUUUUGCACUCGCUUCUCUUGCUCACGUUCAUAUUUAAAAAGCUCUUUUCUCAUAUACAGAAAGUUCAUUCAGAACUCUCACAAAUAUUCAGGAAAUAUCAGUCACUCAGAUAUAAUUUGGAUGUCAUCUGAGGUGUCAACCUGUAAAAAAAAAAAUUUUUUUUUUUCAGUGUCUGUGCUACCACCACCAUGCUUCUUUACAGCAUUUUCUAAUAUGACACGCAUGUGACUAUGAUUGGUUACCCAAUUGUCUUGAAUAACAAUGAACACAAUAGUGCUCAAUAUGUGAUGCAAAUUUUAAGUAAACAUUCAGCGGACAUUUCAGCAGCUGUCUGAGGAACACAGGUGUUAGAUUAUCAGGUUAUGCUAUGACAGUUUUCAAAUUAUAUAUAUUCAGUGCCCUCCACUAAUAUUGGCACCCUUGGUAAAUAUGAGCAAAGAAGGCUAUCUUUUCACAAAAAUACUCUGCUCUCAUGGAUAUCAAACAACUGCAAACUAAAUACAGGUUUAUUAAAAUAAAAUCUUUGUUAAAUAUAGGUGUGGCACAAUUAUUGGCACCUGUUUAUUCAAUACUUUGUGCUACCUCCCUUUGCCAAGAUAACAGCUCUGAAUGUUCUCCUAUAAUGCCUGAUGAGGUUGGAGAGCACAUGGCAAGGGAUCUAAGACCAUUCCUCCAUACAGAAUCUCUCCAGAUCAUUCAAAUUUCGAGGUCCACGCUGGUGGACUCUCCUCUUCAUUUCACUAGUUCACCCCUCAGGUUUUCUAUGGGUUACAAGGCAGGGGACAGGGAUGGUGUUGAUUUUGAUGUGUGUUUUGGAUCAUUGUCCUGCUGGAACAUUCAACCACGGCCCAUUGUAAGAUAUUUGAAAGAGUCAAUGAUGCCAUGUAUCCUAACAAAAUGUCCAUGUCCUCUGGCAGACCAAAAAAAAAAAAAAGAAGCUUUAUUUUGGUUUCUUCUGACCAUAGAACCCGACCCCAUUUGAAGAUUUCAGUAGUGUCUGGCAAACUGAAGACGCUUGAGUUUGUUUUUGGAUGAGAGUAGAGGCUUUUUUCUUGAAACCCUUCCAAACAACUUGUGGUGAUGUAGGUGACUUCAGAUUGUAGUUUUGGAGACUUUCUGACCCCAAGACGCAUCUAACAUGUGCAAUUCUCCAGCUGUGAUCCUUGGAGAUUAUUUGGCCACUCGAACCAUCCUCUUCACAGUGCGUUGAGAAAAUAUAGACACACAUACAAUUCCAGAUUGAUUCAUAACCUGGAACUUCUUAAUUAUUACCCUGAUGGUGGAAAAGCUGUUUUCUUAUAGCCACUUCCCAUCUUGUGAAGCUCAACAACCUUUUGCCAAUAUUAGUGGAUGGCACUGUGUGUGUGUGUGUGUGUGUGUGUGUG
Ictalurus punctatus (channel catfish) is the source of this 3307-nucleotide messenger RNA. RefSeq names its product histidine ammonia-lyase. Gene Ontology annotation, cellular component: cytoplasm. The record is from RefSeq and is a predicted model, not a curated record. The transcript is spliced from 20 exons. Lineage: Eukaryota; Metazoa; Chordata; Actinopteri; Siluriformes; Ictaluridae. Bases 24 to 1913 code for a protein of 629 amino acids. Gene Ontology annotation, biological process: L-histidine catabolic process. Gene Ontology annotation, molecular function: histidine ammonia-lyase activity.